This is a messenger RNA of Phlebotomus papatasi, 4858 nucleotides long. It is a transcript of the gene dyl, whose product is annotated as cuticlin-4. The record is from RefSeq and is a predicted model, not a curated record. The transcript has 4 exons. NCBI's taxonomy places the organism in Eukaryota, Metazoa, Arthropoda, Insecta, Diptera, Psychodidae. The coding region runs from base 650 to 2476 and encodes 608 amino acids.
GUAUUUCCAUAUGAGACUCCGUCGAGUACGAACCUUAGUAUAUUGUGUGUAGAUUUUAAGGUAUUUUUUUGUUUGCUCUUGUACACCUCCAAGCCACAAUUCUCCAUAUCUCUGGGAUUUUAUCAGUUACUGAUCGGUAUACGAAUACGAGAGCACGGUAAAAAAAUAUAUAUAUAUUUAUUCUUGAUCUCAAAGUGCACGCUCCAGUUUAUUCGUCAACAUAAACCUACAACUUUCUCAGUUGCUCAUAUUUUUUUUCGGUUCAACCCAAGAAGCAACAUAAGACACUAUAUAUAAAAGUUCUCAAUGAAGGAAAAGUGUGAUAAUUAGGAGAGUGUUUAGCGAACAAGAAAAGAAAACAGUGAAUUACUAUUUGGAUUUACUUCAGUGUCCUGCCAUUUGAUCAGGAUUUCACAUCGAGGAUACAAGGAUACACUGCCAACAGUUGCAUUUGAUACGACACAACAACAACGAAUAUAUAAAGGGGAAGAGAGAUUGCAGUAAAUUAUCGUCCCAUUUCCAGUAUAGGUUCCUAAAAAAUUCCUAGUAUAAGGAAUUAGUGGAGACUCUCUUUUUUUUUGUAUAAUUUCGGGAGUCAAAAUCGACUCAGAGGAUUUGAGUGUGAACUUGAGGAUUCAAGGUGCAAAUAAUGGGUUGGCGAACGCGACAAGUGCUCGCGGUUUUGGCUAUUGUAUUAAGUACAUUACAGAAUACACACGGUGAUGUAGAUUCAGCUGCAUUACCAUUGGAACACAGAGCAGUCUACGGACCACCAGCCCCAUCAGCCAUCUAUGGAACACCUGGACUGAUAAAUCCAGGCAACAAUGAUGUAUCAGAUGAUCCAUGGCCACUGUCAUCCUCCAACGACAGUCCACAGAUCAAGCACUUGCAAGUGCAGUGUGAAAAGACCCAUAUGAGGGUAAACAUUGAGUUCGAUCGUCCCUUCUACGGGAUGAUCUUCUCCAAAGGUUUCUACAGUGAUCCACAUUGUGUACACCUAAAGCCCGGUACUGGGCAUUUAAGUGCCACCUUUGAGAUCUUUCUCAACAGCUGUGGCAUGUCCAGUUCGGCAAAUCACAAUGCUGGUGCCUACGGAGGUCCUACGCCUUCAGGCAGCUACGUUGAGAAUACCAUUAUCAUCCAGUAUGAUCCAUAUGUCCAAGAAGUCUGGGAUCAGGCUCGAAAACUUCGAUGCACAUGGUACGACUUUUAUGAAAAAGCCGUCACCUUCCGGCCCUUCCAAGUGGACAUGCUACAUGCUGUCACAGCGAACUUCCUGGGAGACAAUCUGCAAUGUUGGAUGCAAAUCCAAGUGGGCAAGGGUCCAUGGGCGUCCGAGGUGUCGGGUAUCGUGAAAAUUGGCCAAACCAUGACCAUGGUAUUGGCAAUUAAGGAUGAUGAGAACAAAUUCGACAUGCUGGUGCGAAAUUGUGUGGCUCACGAUGGCAAGAGAGCUCCCAUUCAGCUGGUAGAUCAACAUGGCUGUGUUGUACGACCGAAAAUUAUGAGCAAAUUCCAGAAAAUCAAGAACUUUGGACCAUCUGCGAGUGUGGUGUCCUUCGCCUACUUCCAGGCCUUCAAAUUCCCCGAUUCCAUGAAUGUCCACUUCCAGUGUGUCAUCCAGGUGUGCCGAUACAACUGCCCAGAGCCCAAAUGUGGCCAUCAUGGCGGACUCGGUGGGUAUGAGCAUCAUCUUCCUGCUGCUGGAAUUAGCGGAGAAUAUGGUGUUCCAGGUUUAGGUGACUAUGCUGGUGCUCUUGGUGGUGAAUAUGGCCUUCCGCCCGCCUAUCCUGAUCCACGGCAUCCAGCCGACGCCUCCGGUGCCUAUUCCGAGAACCAGGCUGACGUCAUUCCACCGCCACAGGCUCAAACUGGCAACCAGAAUGGUUCUCCACAGUCCCAGGGCAAUCAAAAUGAGAAUCCACAGCAACAGGAUGUGAAUCAACAGGAACCAAAUGUGAGUCAGAAUGACAUCAAUCUGCCCCCACCACCUCCACCAGGUCACUCUGGGUACAGUACUGUGAAGAGGAAAGAUGAUCUCGUGGAUGCUGGUGGGAAUCUUGUAACACUGGGCGGCCGGCCGCGUAGUGUUGAAAAUCUCGAUGACCUCCGUGGUGUCCGACGACGUCGUGAAACAAUGGACGUUGUCAUCACACCGCGAAUCUACAAACGAGAAGCCCAAGAGAUGACAGACGUCAACACAAGUCGAAUCAUCCAGGUUGUGGCUCCUGGAGAUGUCAAUUUUGCCCUCAAUAGUGCCCCUGGCAACGAAACAGUGGUCAUUCAGUCUGCCCGUACGGUGGACCCCGAAACAAUUUGCAUGUCUGUGCCCAGCUUCGUUGGAGGCCUCGUCAUGCUGUUACUAGUCCUGGCGGUCGCUUCCCUCGUGGCUGCCUUCCUCUUCGUCCGUGUUCGUCAUUUUGAUCGCAAAUCCGCAGCAACAGCUUAUGUGUCGGAAUUUGUGAAAGUUAACUAAAAACACACACAACAAAGUCCCCCUUUCCUGACUCCAACCAAGCAUCAAUCAUCAUCUCUCCUUCAUCCAUUGACACUCUUCCAUUUUGUAUAGUUUCUUUUAAAUAUUAUAUUUAUAUAUAGAUUACAAUUCACAAAACAAAAAAUCAACCAAAAUUAUUUUGGUUGAACGAUUGAAACAAGAACUAGGGUAAGUGUGCCAAAUUUCGGCAUAUUUGCAUAUAAGCACUGAAGUCCUAAGUUUGAAAUGCUAUAUUUUUAAUACAUAUUGAUAUUUUUUGUUACUUCCUUUUCGGGAGGGUUGUGUGGAACCUUGAAAACUAGUUUAUCAUUUUUGUUUUCUUUAAAUCACUUCAUAAAAUUUUGAAAAAUUAUUAAUAAUAUGGACAUUGCUUUGAGUAUUAUUCCGGCCACUUUGAGUGAAAUUUCGACCACCUUUUAUUUGACCACCUUUUGUGACGCAACGAAUAGAAAAUUUCAAAACGUCAAUCGAAAAGAGUUUAAUAUUUACUUUGAUACGUUUAUAUGACCCACAAGCCUUGAGAUUUUCCGUGUAAUUUGUCCUGAAGACCUGAAGAGUAGCAUCCCAAAUUUACGCGCAGAUUCCCGUAGAAAUUUGCCCUUCCUGAACUCUUCCAAGGCCUUUUCCACAUCAUAUUGUAGACAAUGUAGAACUCAGAAAUUGAAAAAAAAAACACAAAAUGAAUAAGAAAUUUAGGAAAGCAAAAGAUGUUGCCGGAAUAGGCAACACUACAUCACCGGAGAGACGCUCGCAAAGUUAUAUACUUUUUUACGCGAAAUACAGGAUCCAGCUGGGAAAUUUUACCCGAAAUUUAAAGAUUGAUUCACUAUGAACAUAAACAGAAACAAUCUUUAAUGAAAAUUAAUCAAUUUUCUUGAAAAACACCCAAGAAAAACCUUCUGCACUUCACCACAAAUCACAAGACUGCUAGAAACACAAUCGAUCUGUCACAUUUUUUUGUAAGACUCUUUCUACACUGAGUUUUUACAACGCAAUUUAAAUUUAAAUUAUACCUAAAAUUUAAUGGUCUUUGUGUUAAUACAUCCUAAAAUGAAUAAAUAUUUAAAAGCAAAAUGAAUUCAUUGACUAUUCGAAGAUAACAUAUAUAAUUUUAAUUAAUUUAUUUUCAUGGCCGAAAUUACACUCAAAGUGGCCGAAAUUAGAAGCUGGCCGAAAUUUGGCACACUUCCUCUAUACGCAACACAAAAAAAACCACAACACGACAAAUUUAAUUCACAAUAUCAUUUCAGUGACAUUCUUCCCGAGAAGACACCACAGUAAGUUUAAUAAAAAUAAAUAAAUAAAUAAAAGAGUAUAUAGAAAAAAACAAGAAAAAAACGAUUGAAUGGAAUGCUGUUAUACCAAAUUGUGAUUGAUUUCUUGAGAACUGUAGUAAAAGAAAAGUGACUUUUCACUCAAGUUUUCUUCCUUACGAAUGAGACAAUUAAUUUUUUUUUUUAGAUAAAAAGAAAACAUGAAAAUCCUUUUUAAUAUAUAAACAAAAUUAUUCUCUCUUCAGAGGAAUGGUACGGUUGUAGCCAAAUAUGCUCUGCUCAAAAAAGCAUUCUUUUUUUUUAUAAAGUGCACUCGCUAUCUUGCAAUAUGCUUUAAAAAAAAACAAUCAAUUUUAUUCACUUUUCGCAAAUUUAGCUACAUCCAUAUCGAACCUAAGUAUAUGUAUUUCAUUUAUUUCUCCUUAGUCUUAAUAAUAAUUAAGAAAUAAACAAAAAAAAUCUAUUUGCUAAUUGUAUAAAAGAGAGACAUAUACAAUUGUUUAAGAGUAUUUUGUAAAGAAGAAAACUAUAUCAUGCACAUUCCAUUUCUACAUUUUUUUUUUAACUUUUAAUUAUAUUGAAUAAAAUAUAAAUUAUUUAAAUUAUUUUUUUUAACCCACAUUUCACCACACAUUCUUUAUUAUACUAAAAACAUAUUCUACAUCUCAAUUUACUAUUUUCUCGCAUCAUCUUUCUGGCAUCAUUUUUAUUUUCUUCUUUUAAUUUUAUCAUUGAAUUUAGAAAUGAUUUAAAAAAAUGUAUUAUAAGCUUCUUGUAUAAGGUAAAGAAAAAAAACCCUAUUUUUGUAAUAUUUAUUUUAUUGUAAUAAUUCAAGCAAAGCACUCAAAAAUCCUCCAGUUUCUUCUUCAUUCUCUUACGACUGUCUCAAAUUGCAUUAAGAAAAAAUCUAUCCACACGAAAACAUCACCCUUCCUGUCUCUUAAGUUUUUUUUAAUGAAAAAAAAAUCUCGAAUAAAAAACAACUAUUUUAAAUGAUAAAAAAAGACGUAGAAGGAUAAAAUGUAAAAUAAAUUUCAAAUAUAAACGACAAAGUAAGACGAAAUAAAUUUAAUGUAAUUAAUAAGGA